Messenger RNA from Cercocebus atys (sooty mangabey), 1853 nucleotides. RefSeq names its product cytochrome P450 2C9 (gene CYP2C19). The transcript is spliced from 9 exons. Gene Ontology annotation, molecular function: iron ion binding; oxidoreductase activity, acting on paired donors, with incorporation or reduction of molecular oxygen, reduced flavin or flavoprotein as one donor, and incorporation of one atom of oxygen; heme binding. The record is from RefSeq and is a predicted model, not a curated record. Gene Ontology annotation, cellular component: intracellular membrane-bounded organelle; cytoplasm. Bases 20 to 1492 code for a protein of 490 amino acids. Lineage: Eukaryota; Metazoa; Chordata; Mammalia; Primates; Cercopithecidae. Gene Ontology annotation, biological process: xenobiotic metabolic process.
ACAAGAAGAGAAGGCUUCAAUGGAUUCUCUUGUGGUCCUUGUGCUCUGUCUCUCCUGUUUGCUUCUCCUUUCACUCUGGAGACAGAGAUCUGGGAGAGGAAAACUCCCUCCUGGCCCCACUCCUCUCCCAGUGAUUGGAAAUAUCCUACAGAUAGAUAUUAAGGACGUCAGCAAAUCCUUAACCAAUCUCUCAAAAGUCUAUGGCCCUGUGUUCACUCUGUAUUUUGGCCUGGAACGCAUGGUGGUGCUGCAUGGAUAUGAAGCGGUGAAGGAAGCCCUGAUUGAUCUUGGAGAGGAGUUUUCCGGAAGAGGACAUUUUCCGCUGGCUGACAGAGCUAACAGAGGAUUUGGAAUCAUUUUCAGCAAUGGAAAGAGAUGGAAGGAGAUCCGGCGUUUCUCCCUCAUGACACUGCGGAAUUUUGGCAUGGGGAAGAGGAGCAUUGAAGAUCGUGUUCAAGAGGAAGCCCGCUGCCUUGUGGAGGAGUUGAGAAAAACCAAGGCCUCACCCUGUGAUCCCACUUUCAUCCUGGGCUGUGCUCCCUGCAAUGUGAUCUGCUCCAUUGUUUUCCAUAAACGUUUUGAUUAUAAAGAUCAGCAAUUUCUUAACUUGAUGGAAAAAUUUAAUGAAAACACCAAGAUUGCGAGCAGCCCCUGGAUCCAGAUCUGCAAUAAUUUUCCUCCUUUCAUUGAUUAUUUCCCGGGAGCCCAUAACAAAAUACUUAAAAACAUUGCUUUUGUGAAAAGUUAUAUUUUGGAGAAAGUAAAAGAACACCAAGAAUCAAUGGACAUGAACAACCCUCGGGACUUUAUUGAUUGCUUCCUGAUCAAAAUGGAGAAGGAAAAGCACAACCAGCAGUCUGAAUUUACUAUUGAAAACUUGGAAAACACUGCAGUUGACUUGUUUACAGCUGGGACAGAGACGACAAGCACAACCCUGAGAUAUGCUCUCCUUCUCCUGCUGAAGCACCCAGAGGUCACAGCUAAAGUCCAGGAAGAGAUUGAACGUGUGAUUGGCAGAAACCGGAGCCCCUGCAUGCAGGACAGGAGCCACAUGCCCUACACAGAUGCUGUGGUGCAUGAGGUCCAGAGAUACAUUGACCUCCUCCCUACCAACCUGCCCCAUGCAGUGACCUGUGAUGUUAAAUUCAGAAACUACCUCAUCCCCAAGGGCACAACCAUAUUAAUUUCCCUGAGUUCUGUGCUACAUGACAACAAAGAAUUUCCCAACCCAGAGAUGUUUGACCCUCGUCACUUUCUGGAUGAAGGUGGCAAUUUUAAGAAAAGUAACUACUUCAUGCCUUUCUCAGCAGGAAAACGGAUUUGUGUGGGAGAAGGCCUGGCCCGCAUGGAGCUGUUUUUAUUCCUGACCUCCAUUUUACAGAACUUUAACCUGAAAUCUCUGGUUGACCCAAAGGACCUUGACACCACUCCAGUUUUAAAUGGACUUGCCUCUGUGCCACCCUUCUACCAACUGUGCUUCAUUCCUGUCUGAAGAAGAGCAGAUGGUCUGGUUGCUGCUGUGCUGUCCCUGCAGCUCUCUUUCCUCUGGGGCGUUAUCCACAUUUCACUAUAUGUGAUGCCUUUUCUGGCCUGUCAUCUCACAUUUUCACUUCCCUCAAGAUCUAGUGAACAUUCAGCCUCCGUUAAGGAGAGUUUCCUAUGCUUCACAAUGCAAAUAUAUCUGCUAUUCUCCAUACUCUGUAACGGUUGCAUUGACUGUCACAUAAUACUGAUACUUAUCUAAUGUUGUUAUUAAUAUGUUAUUAUUAAAUAGAGAAAGAUGAUUUGUGUAUCAUAAUUCAAAGGCAUUUCUUUUCUGCAUGUUCUAAAUAAAAAGCAUUAUUAUUUGCUGA